UUUCACGCUUGGCAUAACACACCCGGCCCACGUGGGCUGCAUGGGGGAAUUUUUACCAGGAAAUUCUUUUGUCUCAGAAACAUAGCGCAAAAUUUGACAAAACGUCUACCAAGUACAUUCAUAUAAAUCGAUUCUGACCCAAAUUGUAGACAACUUGAGGAAACUAUUUUGGAUUUGCAUCGAGAUAAAGCGUUGCAUCAUAGGAUCGGACGACAUUUAUAAGUGGAAGCAGCCAUUUUGGCUCAUUUGGUCUCCAGGCGUCGUGAGGGACAGACGUGGUCUGUGCUGCAGCUAGAUGGGGGCUCCUGUUUUCCUGGUUCUCUCCUUAUUUUUGACUGGAAGUCAGUAUUUUAAAGGAUGUUUGGCGGACUGUUCGUCAGACCAGUUCCAGUGUGGAGACGGGUCGUGUAUCCCCCAGGCCUGGAGAUGUAACACUCAGGAGAACUGUCCUGAUGGGAGUGAUGAGGCAGACUGUGACAAAACCUGGCAGUGCCACCCUUUCCACUUCCACUGUGGCAGUGGGGAGUGCAUCAAGGUGCGCUGGAGGUGUGACAGGGAGCCUGACUGUCAGGACGGGUCUGAUGAGGAGGGGUGCCAAGACAUGACCCCCGCUGUCUGUAGCGCAGACCAGUUCCGCUGCCUCACAGGAGACUGUAUCCCCUCCUCAGUACGGUGUGACAACAACACAGACUGUCCUGAUGGGUCCGACGAGAGAGGCUGCUAUCAUUCGAAGUGCAAAGAUGACUAUUGGCAGUGUGGGACUGGGGAGUGUGUUCGAGUGGCCUGGCUGUGUGAUGGGGAGACAGACUGCACGGACAAUAGCGAUGAAGACAACUGUACGGUAACGUGUAGCCCUACCAGAACCCUUUGUAGCAGUGGGUGCAUCCCCACAAGUUGGGUAUGUGAUGGUACAACUGACUGCAAAGAAGGGGAGGAUGAAAGCAAUUGCACACUGUCAGAAAGAGAAAUGGACACAGAUGUUACAGAUGGCUGUGGGGAAGACAAGUUCCACUGUUCAGACGGGAGCUGUGUAUCUUCCAGAUGGAGGUGUGAUGGGGAUUUUGACUGUCCAGACGAGAGUGACGAGGACGGAUGUGAUGGUCACACAGUAACCAGUGGGGGCAGUGAGUGCCUGUCCCACCAGUUCAGGUGUUCCAGUGGAGAGUGUAUCGAGAGCCUGUGGCAUUGUGAUGGGGAUAAGGACUGCCAGGAUGGGACAGAUGAACAUCGAUGUGGUGUGCACACCUGUCAGGCAGGCCAGGUGAUGUGUGACGACGGCCUCUGUAUCAGCCACACCUGGUUAUGUGAUGGAGAACUGGACUGUAGGGACGGCUUUGAUGAACAAGACUGUGGGUCGUCCCACCCCCCAGUGCUGCCGUCCUGUAAGGCUACCCAGUUCACCUGCUCAGAUGGAUCCUGUAUAGACCGAUCCUUACUGUGUAAUGGGGAUGAGGACUGUAGAGAUGGAAGUGACGAGGGAACUCAAUGUGUUGUGGAUCACUGUGUGUUGCACUUUGGAGCCUGUAGCCAACUGUGUGAUGCAACAGAAAGCUCCUUCAAGUGUUCCUGUGUGGACGGCUACAAGAUGGAGCCAGAUGGCAGCACAUGUAGGGCUAUGGGAGAAGAGCCGUACCUACUUGUUGCCGAGUCCAACAGCAUCAGGAAGGUUGUUCACAUUCACCAUGGCAACAGGACAGACUACAUGCCCCUGCUGACUGGACUGGGCAGCCCCACAGCUCUGGACUACCACCUGGCUGGGCAGUCUCUGUUCUGGGUGGAGUCUGGCAGUAUUAACUCAGCAGGUCUGGAUGGAGAGGGCAACAGAACAAUUCUUGCAGGUCUUGGUGAGGUGGAGAGCAUUGCCGUGGACUGGGUGGGAGAGAACCUAUACUGGACAGACUCAGCCAACAAUUACAUUGGAGUAUCCACACUAGACGGUCUCUACAAAACAAGUGUAGUGAGGUCUUUAGGAUUGCUCAAGGCCAUAGUACUGGACCCAAAGAACAGGAACAUGUACUGGAGCGACUGUGGUGCGAUUCCCAAGAUUGAGGUAUCUGGGAUGGAUGGAUCAGGAAGAGAGAUGAUUGUGAGGAAGAAGCUCCUGUGGCCUGUUGGCCUUUCCCUGGACCAUCCUUCCAACAGGCUCUUCUGGAUGGACUCCAAACUCAAGGUCCUGGAGUCCACAGACCUGAACGGGGAAAACAGAUACCUGAUCCGAGGUUUGGAUGUCGGGCAGCCCUUCUCCAUGGCUCUAUUUGAAGACCUGGUGUACUGGAGUGAUGACAGGUCCAACAAGGUCAAACUGGCACACAAGUACAUGGGAGACAGGGUGUACGUGUUGGUCAGGGCACAGCAACCCACCGGGGUGAAGAUGGUUCAUCCACUCAAGCAGAGAGAAGCCCCUAACCCCUGCAGUAAUGGAGGUGGGAACACCUGUAGCCACCUGUGUCUGCUGUCUCCCACACAGCCGCAGGGCUACACCUGCAGGUGUCCUACUGGAUGGCAGCUACAGACGGAUGGGAGAACUUGUCAGGACCCACAGUCACCAUUCCCCAGUCCCACCGUGGAAAUUUGUGGUGAGGACAAAUUUCAGUGUGACAAUGGGCGAUGUAUCCCCUCUCACUGGGUGUGCGACACCGAUAAUGACUGCGCUGACAAUUCUGAUGAAUCUAAAUGUGGAGCUGUGACGUGUCCAGCCGGCCAGUUCCAGUGUCUCCAAGGCUACCCGUGUAUCCAGAUGUCGUGGCGCUGUGACGGUUACAAGGACUGCCCCGAUAACUCCGACGAGGAAGGAGGCUGUGGUACGACCCUACGCUUCACUACUAGGAACAAGCGCGCAACUACUGAACCCAAGCCCUGUGAGUUCCAGUGCAGGUCUGGACACUGCAUCCCCCAGUCCUGGCACUGUGACCAUGACCACGACUGUUCAGAUGGGUCAGAUGAAGAAGAAUGCGACUAUGAGAGCUGCAGUGAGAAUGAGUUCAGGUGUCGGAGUGGACAGUGCAUUCUGGGAAGCUGGAAAUGUGACGGGGACAACGACUGUGAAGAUCAGUCUGACGAGGCCAAUUGUGAGAUAACAGCAGCCCCUGACUGUGAUGGUUUCCAGUGUGCAGACCAUUCUCACUGCAUCCCCAACGUGUGGCUUUGUGACUUCAAGAACGACUGUGUGGAUGGCUCUGAUGAGAGCAACUGUACCCUGCAUACCUGCCACCCCAUGGAGCUGCAGUGUGGGACUGGGGAGUGUGUUCCUCUGCGCUGGAAAUGUGAUGGAGAUGAGGACUGCACUGAUGGUGCUGAUGAACAGGACUGCGCAAUAGGAGGAGAGUUUGUGGACUGUACGGAGGGGUACCCGUGUGGGGAUGGUCUCUGUGUGCAGUUGCAGGCUGUCUGUGACAGGGUUCCACACUGCAGGAAUGGGAAUGAUGAAGGCGGAAAAUGUGGUCCCCAACUGUGUCAAACAUCCCCUUGUGCCGGGCCAGCAGACUGCUACCCCACACCUGAUGGACCGCUCUGUCACUGCCAUGAAGGAUUUAACAUCAGCUCAGACAACAUUACAUGUGAAGAUGUGAAUGAGUGUGCUACACCAGGCAGUUGCAGUCAGGGCUGUGACAACACUAAGGGGUCCUACAGGUGCAGCUGUCGGGAUGGUUACUACAUGGAGCUGGGAACUAAGUGCAAGGCACAAGGCCCCAAUCCAGUUCUUGUGGUUUCUUCCCGACACGACAUCCGUACCCAGGACCUGAGGACGGGCCAGUACAACUCUGUUGUCAACCACCUGAGGAACACGGUGGCCCUGUCCUUUGACAGUGUGGAGGAAAGGUUAUACUGGACUGAUGUGUCAGAUGAGGUCAUAUCUUCUGUCAAGCUGGGAGGAGAAGAUAUCAGGAGAGUGAUUACCACAGGACUGAAGACCCCAGAUGGGCUGGCAGUGGACUGGGUGGGGAGGAACUUGUACUGGACAGACGCAGGGUACAACACCAUCUCUGUCAGCACCAUGGACGGGGCCCACCAAACUGUGCUGCUGGGGGACAACCUGGACCAGCCAAGAGCCAUAGCAGUGGACCCUAGAAAUGGCCUGAUGUACUGGACAGACUGGGGUUAUGAACCCAAGAUUGAGGUAGCCGGUAUGGACGGGUCGCAGAGGAGAGUCUUGGAAAACCAGCUGGUGGGUUGGCCCAAUGACUUGGUCAUCGAUUUUUCCCUGGACAAGAUCUACUGGAUUGAUGCCAAGCUUGACAUUGUGCAGAGGAUGGAUCUGGAUGGUGGGAAUAGCGAGACUGUGCUAGAGGGACAGUUGCAGCACCCGUUUUCCCUCGCUGUGUUCGAAGACUUCCUGUACUGGUCUGACUGGCACCUGGCCUCGGUGCAGACUGUAGACAAGUUCACAGGCAAACAUCAGCGUGACAUGGUGAAAGGGAUGAACCAACCCAUGGGCAUCCUGGUCUAUCAUCCACUGCAGCAGCCCACUAUGCUCAAUCCAUGUGAAGACAACCCAUGUUCUCACCUGUGCCUGCUGCGACCAGGAGGAGGGUUCACCUGCGCCUGUACAGAAGGACUACAUGUGGCAGUGGAUGGACGCACCUGUAUCGAUGACAGUUCUCAAGCAUACCUGCUGUUCUCCAUGCACACUGAGAUCAGACAGCUGAACCUGGACACAGCCUCCAGCACAACGGAGGCCCUGAAACCAGCGGGUGCUCAGAGUGUUGUAGCCUUGGACUUCCACUGGGAGAAGCAGAUGUUGUUCUACAGUGAUGUCACUUCUGAUAUCAUCUACAGGACCUACCUGAAUGACACAGAGAGAAGUGAGGUUGUGAUAGACCAGGGUCUACACACGGUAGAUGGUCUGGCUGUAGACUGGUUAGGAGACAACCUUUUCUGGGUGGACUCCGGCAGGAACGUAAUAGAGAUGUCCCGUCUGGACGGAGCCUACCGCUCAACCUUCCUCAGGAACAGGCUGGACAAACCCAGGGGGAUCGCUGUGGAUCCUGUCAAAGGGUACUUGUUCUUGAGUGACUGGGGCAGUGAACCUAAGAUAGAACGUGUCACCCUGGAUGGAUUGGACAGGAGAAUCCUUGUAGGUUCUGGACUCAGGUGGCCUAAUGGUAUCACCUUGGAUUUUACAGAGGGAGAGCUUUACUGGGCUGAUGCAGGAACAGACAGUAUUGAGUCAGUAGACACAGACGGAGCAAACAGGAGGACGGUCUUGGGGAACUUGCAGCACCCGUUCGCUCUCACUGUUUCCCAGAACAGGAUCUUCUGGACCGACUGGAACACGGAACGUGUCAUACUUUUUUCAGCUUCCAUUCACAGUGCAAAUAAGCAUACAGGCAUCAGCUCCACUGUUCUUCUAAGCAGACAGCAUGGCAUCAUGGACCUCAAGUUAGUGGAUGAAUACAGGCAGCAAGGUACUAGUCCCUGUGUCACAAACAACGGUGGAUGUAGUCACUUUUGUCUUAAUACACCUGAUGGACAAAAGUGCACCUGUCCUGACAACCUGCACCUGGAGGGAAACACCUGUAAAGAAUACGAAAAGUGCCCCUCAGACAUGUUCCAGUGUGGAGACAAGAGUUGUCUGUCACAAGAGCUGGUGUGUGACGGUAACGAGGACUGCCAGGACUCUUCAGAUGAACACAACUGUGAACGCACGUGUUCUGUUGUUGACUUCACCUGCACCAACGGACGGUGCAUCAUGGAGGCCUGGCACUGUGACGGGGAGGACGACUGUGGGGAUGGGUCAGACGAGCAGGACUGCAGACCGGCCACCUGUCCACCUCAGAACUUCCUGUGUGACGGUUACAGGUGUCUGCCUGAUGUUAGAAGAUGUGAUCAGGUUCAGGACUGCACAGACAGUACAGAUGAAGACGGCUGUCCUGACACCGUCUGUAGUACAGAGCAGGGUUUGAUCCCAUGCCAGUCUGGAGGCUGUGUCCCCGAGCAGUGGCGCUGCGAUGGCCACCCCGACUGCGCUGACGGGUCCGACGAGCCCCCGGACUGUCCCACGCCGACCACAACCUGCCAACCGACCGAGUUCACCUGUGCAAACGGAGUCUGUGUCUCCACAAGCUGGGUGUGUGAUGGUCAGAACGACUGUGGGGAUAACUCUGACGAACGGAGCUGUGAGGGGGGUGCUGUGUCCACGUGUCAGGGGGGAGAGUUCUCCUGCGCCUCUGGUGUCUGUAUCCCUGACCAGUGGACAUGUGAUGGUGAUGCUGACUGUAGCGAUGGAGAGGAUGAGGAAGGAUGUGGUGUUACAACAUGUGGUGUAGGUGAGUUCAGCUGUGGAACCCACGUGUGCAUCCCGGCCAGGUGGAGGUGUGAUGGUGACAAUGACUGUGGGAACAUGUCUGAUGAACAGGACUGUGUGCACCAGGCUACAGCAACUCCAUCAGCACCCCAGACCACCAUGGCUGCAUGGGGAGAGUGUGGAUCACAUGAGUACCAGUGCCUGACCAGGGAGUGCCUACCUCUGUCUCAAGUGUGUGAUGGGACGACAGACUGUGCUGAUGCCUCAGAUGAGGGAGGGCUUUGUGCGUCUGUGUGUCAGGAUAACGGAGGGUGUACAGGGACGUGCCAGGCCACCCCGGGAGGGAGAGUGUGCAGCUGCCACCCUGGGUUCAAGCUUCUGGAGGAUGGAACCACCUGUGCAGACAUUGAUGAGUGUGCAAGUCCUGGCCAGUGCAGUCAUUUCUGUACCAAUGACAAAGGCACAUAUUACUGCACCUGUGCUGAGGGCUACAGACUUAAUCCUGACCACCGGACAUGCAGGGCAACAGGAGGCCCAGCUAAACUGCUGUUUUCAACUGGCUAUGAGAUCCGAGCGAUCAACCUGAACAGUAGGCAGUAUGAAAGUGUUGUGGUUGAUAAUGCAGGCCACAUGGUAGGCAUCGAGUACAACCUGAAUACGCAGGAGAUCUACUGGACUGAUGCAACACUGGGUACCAUCAACAGGUUAUCCUUGACCACUGGAAACUGGAGCAUGUUUGUGGAUGGUCUGGAGUCACCCGAUGGUCUGGCUGUGGACUGGGUUGGUAACAACCUAUACUGGACAGACGCAGGCACCAACAUGGUCGGGGUAUGCAGCCUGCCGUCCUGUCAGCACAGGGCUGUCCUGUUACAGCACAACAUCGACAAACCUCGGGCUAUUGCACUCAACAUGGCAGAACGGACGUUGUACUGGUCUGAGUGGGGAGCUGAGCCCAAGAUUGAGCGAGCAGACAUGGACAGUGGCAAUAGGAAGCUGAUUGUCGCCACAGGUCUCAUCUGGCCCAAUGCACUUGUUGUGGACGACAUCCUGAAGAGACUGUACUUUGCAGACGCACGCCUGGACAAGAUUGAGUACUGUGACUAUGAAGGGAAAAACAGGGUUUCCCUCCCCACCACUGUCAAGCAUCCCUUUGGUCUGGCGUUGUUUGAAGACCUGAUGUACUGGACUGACUGGCACAGAGAGGCAGUGGAGUCUGCCAACAGGCUAACGGGGGAGGACACUGUGAAGAUAAAGGAAGGCCUUCACAGGCCAAGUGGCAUUAUGGUCAUGCACCCUGCACUCAGGAAGCCAGCACCAAACCCCUGCUCCUCAGCUCCAUGUAGCCACAUGUGUCUCCUGAAGCCUGGAGGUUUCAGCUGUUUGUGUCCCAAGGGAUACGAGUUCAUCCCAGGGAGCAGGGCAAGGUGUACGCCUACGGUCUUACCUACCUCAACACCUGUUACUCAGCCAUCCAGAAUUGAAGUGAGUCCUGGCAUCCCUGAUGGAUGUAUCCAUGGGUACUGUCUGAAUGGAGGGACAUGCAUGGUCAUUGAUGGCUGGGUGGAGUGCAGAUGCCACCCAGGGUUUACAGGGCUGCACUGCCAACAUGGUCCUGAUGUGGUGAAUGACAGCAGGUCCAAUACCCAAAGCUCUGAAGAUCGUGGAUGGAUUGCAGGCCUGGUCUGUGGAGUUCUGCUGUUGAUCCUUAUACUGGGGAUAGCUACUUACUACAUAUUUGAACAAAGACGCAGACGUCACCUUGGGACCCUUCCUGUUAUCCACUUCUCUAACGUCCUGUCAGGCAGAGGAAAAGGGAGUGAACUUAGAAAACUCAUGAAGGGUCAUGAGCCAGAUCCUCCUGAGCCCAAACAAAAGAAGAUGUCCUACUCCAACCCGCUGUACUCACCAGUGCCUCCUGAUGUUGAGGAAAACUGCAACAAUCCCAAGAUCAUCCAUGUGGUGUCUGCUGAGUCGCUGGACUCCGAGACAGCUUUCUAUCCCGGUACCCUGGCCUGCCAGGGAGAUCCUUCCUCCAGCAGUAGCAGCACAGAAGAUCUGGUGGAGCGCGUCCUCGCAGAAACUCAGGAACUCGUUUGAUGUGACCAAUCAACAUGGACAUGCAAUGAUCAACCCAUUCAGUCUUUUGAUGUUGCAAUGUUUUGGGACAUUCCAAACAGCUUUCUUACAAUGUAACAAUGACAGGUCUAAGACUUCACUAGACAUUGGAACUUCUCUAGUAUAGUGCUUAAAGCUUCUCAUUGUUUCAGGAUCUUUUGAUUGUCAGAAGACCUGUGGUAAAAAUGCAACUUAAAACCUGACCUACAUGUAUGGUCUUCUACUGUAGAAAAUAUUUGUUGGAGCUGUGCCAACGUGCUGCUUUUGAGCUGAGACACCUGAAAAUGUGUUGAUAUGCCAUAAAUGUUGCUUCUCUGAACACACUCAAGACAAGUAGUUAAGAUGAUAGGUCGGAUAUGGUA
Branchiostoma floridae (Florida lancelet) is the source of this 8721-nucleotide messenger RNA. RefSeq names its product low-density lipoprotein receptor-related protein 1-like. The transcript is spliced from 53 exons. NCBI's taxonomy places the organism in Eukaryota, Metazoa, Chordata, Leptocardii, Amphioxiformes, Branchiostomatidae. Gene Ontology annotation, molecular function: calcium ion binding; protein binding. The record is from RefSeq and is a predicted model, not a curated record. The coding region runs from base 296 to 8341 and encodes 2681 amino acids.